AACCAGGCAGACUUCGAAUCUGCACCUUGGGAUCGGACUGGACGUAGAAAAGACUCUCAGCAGGGUCAGUCUUCCCAGGGCUCUGUACGAACGUGCUGUGGAAUCUGCAGCGGGGAAUCCAGGAGCGCAGGGGAGCCGGCAGCUUGGAAGGUCCUGCCGCGGUGCGUGGCGGGCUUCCACCCGCUGCUCCGAAUACAAACGGUAGGCGGGAGAAGCGCGCCCCGGCAUCGGCGUCGGGCCGCAGGGAGUCGUUGCUGGAGGCUGGGCGUCCGGGGCUCUGGGAUUGAGCAUACUACCACCUCCUCUGCCCGUUGUGCGAGGCCGGAGGCCUUUGGAGCCCGUCCUUUGCUCGGCCGCUGCUGGAUCCAGCUGUACUUGUAUCUUACUCUUCUUCAAAAUAUUUAUUCUGCUGGUACUGAAGAGGAUGUGUUCCAGGGACAUACUUUGUUGUCAGAAAUUCCAUUACCAAAGCGACUUCAUUUUAGAGGAAGCUUCAUUCCCAGAGGAUUCAAUACUCGAGGUGAAAAAAUAGAUAAUUUCCAGAGCUGGAGCUGAAUCGAAUGUUAAAUAAUGGCAACAGGUGACUUAAAAAGAAGCUUACGGAACCUAGAACAAGUGCUUCGCUCGCUCAAUUAUCCUAGCGAGGUGGAUUGUGUAGGUUUGGUGAAGGGAGACACAGCGGCCUCCCUGCCUAUCAUCAGCUACUCCCUUACCUCGUAUUCACCUUUCGUAGCAGAGCUUCUGGUGGACUCCAAUGCAGAGCUCAUAGCAAAGAAUGACUCACGCUUCAUAGAUGCUCUCUACAAGCUUCUUCGUGAUCAGUUUAAUUAUAAACCAAUCUUGACGAAAAAGCAGUUUCGCCAAUGUGGAUUUGCAGAAUGGAAAAUCCAAAUUAUAUGUGAUAUUUUGAAUUGUGUGAUGAAAAAGCACAAGGAGUUGAGUGGUCUUGAGAAGACUCCAUCACAACAAAGAAAAAAAAUCAGUUCUGCUAAGUCAGAACCUUGUUCAAGCGCUGAGAAGACAUCAGCUGAACCUGUGGCCAUUGACGUCAUUGGCAGGUUUAUGACUUCAGGGAAGAAGAAAGCUGUGGUGAUCCGGCACCUGUACAAUGAAGAUGGUGCUAACAUUCCUGAAGAUACAGUAACAGAUGUUAAUGAAGCAUUUGAUAUUUGUGACUUAAAGGCUGCUGAAAUAAAGAUUCCUCUGUUACAGGUUCCUGAAAUUAAGUGUGAGCAGCAAGAUACAGAAGUCAAUCCCGAGAUUAUUGCACUACAGACUAUGCUAGCUGAAUGCCAAGAAAAGCUGAAGACACUGACUUGCAUAGAAAGUAGAUUAGAAUCUUUGGAAGAAAAAAUGAAAGGGAAAGUGAUGGUGAAUGAAAAAACCUGGGCUGAUCUUCUAAGUCGUGUCACUCUUCUUGAAACAGAAAUGCUUUUAUCUAAAAAGAAUGAUGAAUAUAUAGAGUUUAAUGAGAUGAGUGAAGACCGUGCUUCUAGUAGCGACAUGGAUAGUCUCAAUCCGGAUAGAAAAAGCAAAGAGGAAAGGCAAGCAAAUAUUCCUUUGUCCUCUGGUUAUAGUAUGGUGUCAUCCGAUUCAACUCCCAGAACCUCAACUAUUAAUUACUGUGGUUUGAAAGAGAUUUCUGAGGAAACAACAAUCCAGAAAAUGGAAAGGAUGAAAAAAAUGUUUGAAGAAACUGCAGAGUUACUGAAAUGUCCAAAUCACUAAUUAUAGAAUUUUCUGCAUGAACUUCUCUAGGACUUUGGCUCCUGUACAUGUUGUAUAUUUUAAAGAGUUCUCUAUGCAAUUUUAAUAUACUGUAAUAUUUUUAUUAGAAUUUGAAUUCCAUUUGGUAUAUUAGCCUUUUCAUUCAAUGUUGAAUAAAUACUUAAAUAUUUUUAUGCUGUGAUUAUACCGCUUUACUGUUUUACUAUUCUUAGGAAAACUUAGGUGCCAGUACAUUUCUUUUACAGUGUGAGGUCAUUCCAGCACCGUAUUUUUGUGUUGACAUUUGUUGGCAGCGCGCAAAGUAGUUUUUUAAAGUACAGGCUUGAGGACCAUGCUUUACAUCCUGUUGGAAACACUCCACCUAGGACUUGCAUAUUGUCCCCCGGAGGCUCUCAUACAUACCAUCUUGCCAUCUGUACUGACGAAUAUCUUGCAAUGAAAAGUUAGGUAUGCUCGUUGAGAUUAAAAUACAACAAAAAAAACAGCUAUUUCACGCUCAGUCAAAGGGCAGCAACACGUUUUCAGUCAACGUUGAGGGAGUCAGGGCAUGGUUCUCCUUUUGUAUUUGAAAGCAGGUCGGACAGUGGUGACAAUGGAGUAUUUUAGUGCUCUGCUCUGUAACACAUUUUAAGAGCAG
Messenger RNA from Kogia breviceps (pygmy sperm whale), 2365 nucleotides. The record is from RefSeq and is a predicted model, not a curated record. NCBI's taxonomy places the organism in Eukaryota, Metazoa, Chordata, Mammalia, Artiodactyla, Physeteridae.